This is a messenger RNA of Tachyglossus aculeatus (Australian echidna), 1552 nucleotides long. RefSeq names its product protein inhibitor of activated STAT 4 (gene PIAS4). Gene Ontology annotation, biological process: regulation of transcription by RNA polymerase II; protein sumoylation. Bases 10 to 1485 code for a protein of 491 amino acids. Lineage: Eukaryota; Metazoa; Chordata; Mammalia; Monotremata; Tachyglossidae. Gene Ontology annotation, molecular function: transcription coregulator activity; zinc ion binding; SUMO ligase activity. The transcript has 11 exons. The record is from RefSeq and is a predicted model, not a curated record.
GUGGCCAAGAUGGCGGCGGAGCUGGUGGAGGCCAAAAACAUGGUGAUGAGUUUUAGAGUCUCGGAUCUCCAGAUGCUCCUAGGUUUUGUUGGCCGAAGUAAGAGUGGACUUAAACAUGAACUUGUCACCAGGGCCCUGCAACUGGUUCAGUUUGACUGUAGCCCCGAAGUUUUCAAGAAGAUCAAGGAACUCUAUGAGACCCGCUACGUUAAGAAGAGCACUGAGCACCCCGUGCAGCCCCACCGGCCUAUGGAUGCCCUCUCUCUCCAUUCGUCCUUUGACCGGGGGAAUGCGGUUGCUAGGACUUCGAUUUCGGCUCCCAACAUUGACUAUCCCGUGCUCUAUGGGAAAUACCUUAACGGACUGAGUCGGUUACCUUCCAAGGUUGGCAAGCCGGAGGUUCGGCUCGUGAAACUGCCCUUCUUCAACGUCUUGGACGAGUUGCUGAAGCCAACGGAAUUAGUCCCACAGAAUAAUGAGAAGCUUCAGGAGAGUCCAUGCAUUUUUGCAUUGACACCAAGACAAGUGGAGCUGAUCAGAAACUCCAGGGAGUUGCAGCCCGGGGUGAAAUCUGUUCAAGUUGUCCUAAGGAUCUGUUACACAGACACAAGCUGCCCUCAGGAGGAUCAGUACCCUCCCAACAUUGCAGUGAAAGUGAAUCACAGCUACUGCUCAGUCCCGGGUUACUAUCCAUCCAACAAGCCCGGUGUGGAGCCCAAAAGACCCUGCCGUCCAAUUAAUCUCACAAACCUCAUGUACCUGUCUUCAGCCACAAAUCGCAUCACUGUCACCUGGGGGAAUUACGGAAAGAGUUAUUCGGUGGGCUUGUACUUAGUGCGGCAACUGACCUCCUCAGAAUUGCUGCAGAGGUUGAAAAACAUUGGAGUGAAACACCCGGAGCUCUGCAAGGCCCUCGUUAAAGAGAAGUUGCGCCUGGAUCCCGACAGCGAAAUCGCCACCACCGGUGUCCGGGUGUCUCUCAUCUGUCCAUUGGUGAAGAUGCGGCUGUCUAUGCCUUGCCGGGCAGAGACGUGCGCCCACCUGCAGUGCUUUGAUGCCGUGUUUUACCUCCAAAUGAAUGAAAAGAAGCCAACUUGGACGUGCCCUGUCUGUGACAAACCUGCCCCCUAUGACCAGCUAAUAAUAGAUGGGCUCCUGUCGAAGAUCCUGACCGAGUGCGAGGACGCGGACGAAAUUGAGUACCUGGUAGAUGGCUCCUGGUGUCCAAUCCGAGCUGAGAAAGAGCGGAGCUGCAGUCCCCAGUGCCCCAUCCUUGUGCUUGGCUCCUCUGAAGUGAACAGCCUUUUACCUCCCCCCAAUGGGAACAGCGAGAAUGGGAAGCCCAGCGCCGAGGUGGUGGAUCUCACGCUGGACAGCUCCGAGGACGAGGACGAAGAGGAGGAGGAGGAGGAGGACGACGAAGAAGACGGCCCCCAGUCCAAGCGCCGCUGCACAUACGAGAAAGGUUUAGUGUCAGCCUGCUGACUGUGGCCCGGGGCCUCCGGUCCUCCAGGAGAGACUUGAAUACUCUGGUGCUGACUAACCUUGGGGC